Piliocolobus tephrosceles (Ugandan red Colobus) is the source of this 407-nucleotide messenger RNA. It is a transcript of the gene TNP1, whose product is annotated as transition protein 1. The transcript is spliced from 2 exons. Gene Ontology annotation, cellular component: nucleosome; male germ cell nucleus. The record is from RefSeq and is a predicted model, not a curated record. Bases 31 to 195 code for a protein of 54 amino acids. Gene Ontology annotation, biological process: chromatin remodeling; spermatid nucleus elongation; spermatogenesis. Gene Ontology annotation, molecular function: DNA binding. Lineage: Eukaryota; Metazoa; Chordata; Mammalia; Primates; Cercopithecidae.
GCAAAGCUCCUCAUUUUGGCAGAACUUACCAUGUCGACCAGCCGCAAAUUAAAGAGUCAUGGCAUGAGGAGGAGCAAGAGCCGAUCUCCUCACAAGGGAGUCAAGAGAGGUGGCAGCAAAAGGAAAUACCGUAAGGGCAACCUGAAAAGCAGGAAACGGGGUGAUGAUGCCAAUCGCAAUUACCGCUCCCACUAGUGAGUCCCCAGCGGGCUCUGCCCUGGUGCACUUCACACAGCACCAGGCAGCAACAAGAACAGCAGAAGGGGGACUGCCAAGGAGAACUGAUGUUAGAUCAAAGCCAGAGAGGAGCCUAUGGAAUGUGGAUCAAAUGCCAAUUGUGAUGAAAUGAGGAAAGUAUAUGUUGGCUGUUUCUCCCCAACAUCUCAAUAAAACUUUGAAAGCAGAAA